AUGUGGGAGGUUACCCUUGUGAUUCUGGCACUUGGUGUCCUUUUCAUUGGCGUUGGCCUUGCGAAGAUGGUUUAUCAGCGCCGUGCACGUAAACGACUGCAACGUGCCGCUGAACAACUUGAGAACAUCGCCAGAGAAAACCGAAUGGCAAACGACACCGAUACCAACAACAGCACUAAUCCCAUAAGACCAUUACAACAAUCCCAACAACGACAACAAUUAUCCCCAUCGUUAAUUUCUCAUCACACACCAUUGCCUUUAUCUAUGCAGAGAAGUGGGGAAAGAGUUCAUGCGAUUCCUAUUCAAGUACGUAGUGAGGCGGUGUUUGUGAAUGGAGCUUUAGUGCCCAGGGAUGAUGCCCACGUGUAUGGAACUGGACACUACUUACCACGAUCUGAGGAUAUGCAGGAGAGUAAAGUUUAUGAAGAGGAAGAUAAUAUAGAAGAACGAGAAGAAGAAGAAGGAGGAGGAGAAAUACAGAAAGAAGUAGAGAAACAACACGAAAAGAAACCGUAG
Molecule: messenger RNA, 516 nt
Organism: Trypanosoma theileri
Lineage: Eukaryota; Euglenozoa; Kinetoplastea; Trypanosomatida; Trypanosomatidae
Exons: 1
Coding region: 1-516 (171 amino acids)
Source: RefSeq, a predicted model, not a curated record